Lepisosteus oculatus (spotted gar) is the source of this 7542-nucleotide messenger RNA. Lineage: Eukaryota; Metazoa; Chordata; Actinopteri; Semionotiformes; Lepisosteidae. The record is from RefSeq and is a predicted model, not a curated record.
UCUAACCCUCCGCCCCCAACUCCUGCUCGUCUGUUCCUCCCCGUUCUCCCUCCGUCCAGUUUCCAGUCCACAUCUUCUCUUUUCUCCUUAAAAUCAGCUUUCUCUGAAAACAAAAAAGGCACAGGGUGCCCCAAAAAGACCUCAGCCCCCUGCCCGCCUGUGCAAAAGAGUCAGGAGGAGGAAGAGGUCGAAGCUGGAAAAAGCACUUUCCUGGAGGAUAAAAUCGAGGAGACCCGGUGGGAUGGGAGAGGGGAAGACUGAAAGGUGGGAAUGAACAAACAGGUGGACAGGCAGGCUUGGGGCUUGACGCAGGAAAGGAGGAAGAAGACAAGGAGGGGGAGAGAGGAGGAGAGGGACAGAGUGGUGGAAGAGUGGCAGUGGAGCAACGCUGUCUGCUCGAUGACAUUAAAACUCUGCAGGGAUGACAGGGGGCACUCUGUCUCCUGAUUGGCUGGCCCUGGCUGAGGCUUUCACCAAUCAGGGCUGAGGCAUGUAAGGUGCCUUUAGGUUAUACCCAACCCAAAAAAACAAGGAGCAGAGAGAGAGAGAGCGCGCAAGAGAGAGCGAGGGAGAGCGAGGGAGAGCGAGGGAGCCAGGCAAGCUAGCUAGCGUUCAGUGAGCAGGCUCCAGUCCGAGAGUGUGACUGAGCUGGAGCAAGCCAUCCUGGUGAGAUCUCUCCGGAGCGCGUUUGUCCUCGCGUGCAGGUUUUUUUUCUUGGUUUCUUCCAGUUUUUUUCUGUGUGUGCGCGCACGCUUGAGUCUUUUUUCUGUGGGGGUGUUAUUGGCACGGACAAUCUGCUCCAUUGACGGCGCGCUUUCUGCCCCCCCCCUGCACCCCCUCCGCCUGCCCCCCAUCCCCGCAAAAAUAACACCCGUCUGCCAAGCCCAAAACAUUCGCAACACUUUCCUUCUGACACAACUACAAACUAGACAGGGCUCCGGAGCAACACCUUCAAUUUUGACCAAAACCAGGGGUGAGCACAGCUGUGCACCCGUCUCCUGGAGCGGCCGGCGGCGGGAACGACGGAGAGGGGGCUGCCGAAGACACCGGGCGUUGAACCCCCUGUUUGUUUGGGGUUUUCCUGUGACCGGGACAAGAGCCGCGCCAGCAGGGAGAGGCAGGUUGAAGGGGAGCGAGGGAGAGAGCAAGACGGCUUCCUCCGUUCUCGGACCCACGCGUAUUUGAGGGGCCAGCAGAGAGAGUGGCGGGAUGAUUCUAGCUGCAGGUCCACGUGGACCAUCGCAGACAGCCAGCAAGUUUGGGGCCGGCAAUGGUCAGCGGGUGUGGCUGGACGCUGGGAGCUGCGAGCUGCAGUGGAGCCAGGGAGAGUUUCCUAUAUUGUGUUUUGACCCGGUGAAUGCCCUGUUUUCCAAACGAAAACAUUUAGGCAGUAUUAACCGGCCGGGGGCAGUCCCCGCGUUUCUGCGGACCCCUGCAGUGAUCCCCCACUCCCUGGACAUGAAGCCCUUCCUGCAGUUCCCCCUGGAGACCCCACCACCCCACAGUGUGGGGCUCUUCCACAACUUCAGUGCGAUGGAUCCUGUGCAGAAGGCCGUGAUUAACCACACCUUCGGGGUCCCCCUGGUGAAGACCAAGCGCCCUGUCAUCUCCUGCAAUGUCUGCCAGAUUCGCUUCAACUCUGAGAGCCAGGCAGAGGCUCACUACAAAGGGAACCGGCAUGCCCGACGUGUGAAAGGCAUCGAAACAUCCAAGAGCCGCCCGCAAGAGCCUGACAAGCCCACGCCGCCACCCACCACCUCACCCUCACCCCCCGGACCCCCUCCGGCUGCCCCCGCAGAGAACGACACCAGCAGAGCGGGUGAUGCACAACCCCUCCCACAGCUGAAUGGCCCCUCCCCACCCCCGCCCAUCCUCCCAGUGACCACACCCCUCCAGGAGCCUCUAGCACCGCCCAUGUGCUCCCUCCUCCCUGCGCCCACAGGAGGGGGCACUUCAUCACUAGCCCCUCCUCCCGCCUCGGGAGCCUGCCCCCCUGGCCGGCGAACCCCCCGGCCCCCCGACGCCCCAGGCCUCUCCAACGGGGUGCCUCCACAGCCUGCGCCCACCGCCCCCAGCGCCAGCCCGACCGAGUCGGAGGAGGACAAGGCCAAGAAGCUCCUGUACUGCUCACUGUGCAAGGUGGCCGUCAACUCGCUGUCACAGCUGGAGGCGCACAACAAAGGUACCAAACACAAAACCAUCCUGGAAGCGCGGAGCGGGCUGGGGCCCAUCAAGGCGUACCCACGUCUGGGGCCCAAGCCCAGUGCGGAGCAGGGAGGGGCCCCCCAGGACCCCAACACUCAGGAACGGACCUUCCACUGUGAGAUCUGCAACGUGCGGGUCAACUCGGAGUUGCAGCUCAAACAGCACAUAUCGAGCCGGCGACACCGGGAUGGAGUAGCUGGAAAACCCAACCCCCUCCUGGGCCGACACAAGAAACACCGAACCGGUGACCUUGCGUCAACUCUGCCCUUCCACAAGGACCUCCCGAAAGCUCUGGGAGCUGGCCUCUUGCCCAGCCCCUUGGCUGUUGCCGCAGCGAUGGCAGCUGCCGCCUCCUCAAACCCAUUGGCUCUCCGGGCAGCUGCAGGCCCCGCCCACCACCACCCGCACCACCACCUACUGCAGGGGCCGCCCCUCGGCCACGCCCUCUUGAGACCCGCCCCCGGGCCCAUCCGCACUUCUCAUGGGCCAAUCCUCUUCUCCCCAUACUGACGCGCCUCCCCACCUCACGGCCAAUCAGCAAGCACUUCCGAAAGCACACUGUGAUAAACAAAUAAGUCAAUAAGUAACAUAAACAGAUUAAGAAAAAACAUCCAAAAGAAAGAAAGAAAAGGCUGAAAAAUAGAAUGAAGGACAGAGAAACAUUACAAGCAAAACAGACAAAACAAGUGGCAUCUUCCCUGCACUGGGCCCCUCUCUGUCCAGAGGCUUGCUCAUGCAGUGCUCCUGACUGCUGCCGGUGUGCAGGAAAGUGGGGAGGGCAGGGAGAUGUUCAGUGCACUUCCACCUACCUCUGCUUACACCCCCACUCCUCUGAACACCCCUGUAAGCUGACAGCAUCCUCCCUCUCCAAAAUCCUGGAAACCGACAUGGGGCGGUAGUGCAGAAUUCCUCAAGAUGACAUGGCCAAGCCAUCGACAGCAUCCUCCUUUUCUCUCUUCCCAGAAAUAACAGUACAAAUCCCAGCAGAACUGCACCCUAAUACACCACACUACACUACAAGUUAAUUCUUUACAUUUAUACUGCGCCUUUCAUCCCAAAGGACUCCAAAGCACUUUACUCAAAUAAAGGGACCCACUUCAUCCACCACUGAAGUGCAGCCCCACCUGGGAGACACCCAGCAGCUUCACUGCACAGCAGCUCAGGGGAAGAGACAGACACUGCUGCUCCCGGUGGAUUAAUGGGGAGCUGUAGAGAGGACAGACUGUACAGCCCAAAGAGGAAUUUAGCCGAGACACUGGGGUGAGCACCCCUCUUACGAAUAGUGCCCUGGGAUCAUUAGUGACAAAGUAGGUGGGUCCUUGGUUGAAUUUUAGCAUCUCUGACAGAGCAGGGUCCCUGGUCACUGUACAGGGGUAUUAGUUUGUAUGUUCUGGUCCAGAGGGAAGAGUGUCACCUACUGGUCCACCAGCACUACUUAGAGCGUCGACCUGGUCUUCCUUACAGGUCCCCUGUCCCGAUACUGAUCAGGGCCAGCCUGAGCUUCUGGGAUCUGACUACAUCAGGCUGCAAGUUGGCAACACUGGCAGUUGGCUGCCAGUAAUACUGCAUUGUGCAAUCCUCUUCAUCACCCUGUGCGGUCUCAUGAAGGUUUAGUGGUUAUCCUGGCUGUGUUGACUCUGACACAGGGCCAGUCUUGUGUACCAUGAUGCUCUUAGAUGCUUGUUGCUGUGAUUUGCACCUGACACACCUCUGUAGGGUCCCAUCCUAAUCCCUCUACCCCAAGUAGAGCUUUAGCCCAAAACCAGCCCAGCGGUAAAGCCAGUAUAGCGCCUUGCUCUUCCUGUGCUGGGCAGGGAUAGACAGGCCAGCUCGCUGAUAGAGGUGUAGGGGCUGUUUCACGCAGUGCUGUGGGUCAACCUGCGUCUGGGUUGUAGGCUCUCAGAGUUUACACAGACGGAGAGAGGGCUGGGGGUUUGCUUUGUGCAGAAGAGAGCAGGGAGGGAGGGAACGCUUAAUCUACGGAGCUCAAAAAGAAAGAGACACAAAGCGGACAGUUGGAAGAUUGCAGGGGGUGGGUGUCAGGGAUCUACGGACUGUAUCUGGGACAGGUAAAUGCAAGAGGACAGGAAAUAAAAAAGAGCGAAGGAAAGGGGCAGAGUGUCUGGAUCAGGAUCGGCAGAGUGCCGAAGAAAGGAGUGAAGAAAGUGAUGAGUGAAACACUCAGAGGAGAAACGUGUGACUGGCCUGGCACUCCUCGGACUUCAGCACCCCACAGGGACAGAGAGGUGUGGGGCUCAGGAGAGAGAAAAGACACCAGGGCAGCAACCAGCGCAAAAGUCCAAAGGUCACAGGAAGUGACCUUCUUCCUCUGUCUUUCCAUUAUGACUUUCUUUCCUGAAUCUAAAGCCAUGCAAUGCAUCUGUUUUAAUUGUUUUAUGAUGAUGAUGAUGAUGAUGAAUUAUUUGUUAUUAUUAAUGAUUAUAGUUUUGUUUUAUUCUUGUAGAACAUACUGAUGAGAAACUAGCGAUGUGAAAAUUACAAAACGAGAAAUGAGUAUUUUUGUAUGUGGAUGCGAGAGGCUGCAGGUCAUGCACUCCAGCAGGCAGGGAGUGUGGGGCUGAGAGGCAGGCGGGGGGAGGAGUUUAUUGGGGGCCAGGGGGCCUGGGGGACUGGGAGGCAGGCAGGGACAGAAGUGUACUCAGGCCCAGUGUGCAACGUGCUGACAGGAGGAGAAAUGAGACUUCCUCUUCCACACACACAGUCUCUCCUGCUCUGAUAUGCUACAAGGAAUGCGGGCUGGGCUGGGUCUUUACUAUAUGAAUAAACUGCCCCUCCUAGCAACCCCCGCUGUUGGCCGAGGAGUUCAGAGACAUCAGAACUGUCCCAAACAAUAGGAGACCAUUUGGGCUGUGUGGCUCGUUUAGUUGUUGGGUCAGAGGAUUCCAACAGUCCUGAAAAUGUGGAAAGAGGGGUAAUGGUGAAACCCGUUACACAAAAAGAGAUUGCCCAAGGGCUGAGGGCUCUCCUGUAUGCUUCAAGGAACAGCCGGACAAGAUUGCAGAAUAGAGCAGUAUGAAGAACAAUGUAUGAUACUAGGCUCUGAGAAGAUCUAUUUCAUUGGGAUACACUGGCAGCAUGGCGGAGGACCUAUUUCACAGGCCUUCUCCUUGUCAGCUCUGCUUACUUAACAUGGUUAUUAGUCUAAGCCUAGGUAUAGUCAUGCCCCUUUCUCAGGCUGUGCUCCUUAGUCCUCAGUGUCUCUCAGCUGAGCACGGGUACGCAUGUCUCACAGAUGAUGACUGUCUGUCAGUGCCUUCAUCACGAUCAUAUCACCAUUGUGUUUGGAAGAGCACAGCUUGUCCUUGUGUUGACCAAAGCAAGAGCAAGCUGUUCAUCUGAAGGCGUGCGAUGGGACAAGUGGAGCUCCUCUUUGACGUGUCUAAAUGUUCCUUCGUUUCACCAUCUGUUUUUUAAAUAUGUGCUGUGCUGCUUUGUCCAAGUUGAUCUGCUUCACAACCUCUUUGUACUCUUCACGUCAUGGAGCGUGAAAGUGUCUUAACGUUUCCUGAAGCCUCUUCAUGCUUACAGUAGGAAUGUGUUAAAUUCUCAUCUGUGAUGGUUUAGCUAAGUAUAUUGUUUAGUGUUGAUAUUAAAACCACAGCGAUGCUUGGAUCUCCAGUUCCUGAACAGAAGUGUACCCACAUCCAUCCCUACAAGACAGAAGGCACUAAGGCUGGCCAUCGUGGUGCACACUGAAGGUAAAACAGGCUACAGGCUCAUGAAGAAAUGUACUAAUAGGCCAUGACCAGACAUAACUUAACGGAAACCAAAAAGGGAGAAGGAGAGAAACCUUUUUAAUACUUUCCAGACAUCUUCCUUGAAAUAUGCAGCCCGGAACUCAUCUUUCAUGUAAUGCAAAAGUAUUGAAAGAAGAAUGCACUUCUGCCAGGCCCUAGCAUGAAAUGUUACAGUCCAGCUGUGACUGCAUCACAUCGGCGUUUCAGGAGACUUUGCUCAAACUUGUUUUCCACCAAGAGCAUCGCGUGUGGAAUUGCCCGUCUGUUCCCUAAAAUUAGUUGUUUUCACUUAGCGCUUUUAAACAAAAUCUUAUUUGGAGGUGCAUGUAAUUGGCAUUCAUUCAGAUUCGCCAUGCUGUGUGUCAGUUUGCAAGUGCAGCUGUGGAUAAGUUCUAUGGAUAAGUAAUUUUUAUUUGACUUUUGUUAUGUAGUAAGUUUUUUUUUUUUAAAGUGCAGUACACUUAGCGAUUCGGUAAAUGCUUUAUGAAUACGGCCCUCUGUUUGGCCCGGGCGUGUGAAUGGCCAGGCUGAAGGCUGUCAGUUGGUCUGGCUGUCUUACUCCAAGAUCUGAAGGAGGAGCGUCUGGGUAUUGGAGGAUCUGGACAAUCACCUGCCAGCCGUCGCUCACUCGCGUUUGCUGGAGAGGCGGGGCUUACUGCUUUAAGCCAUCGGCUGGGACACGGAGGCAGGAGAGUAACCAAGAAAGGACAGAAGAAAGAGUUUUCAAGAAGCCCAGUCUAUGCAUUUGUUAAUGGACAAGCCUUGUGGGAGAAAAGGCGCUUUAUACAGUAUAUUCUGGAUAUUUCCAGCAGCUUGUCUCCGAUAUCCAAGAAUCUUGUUGGCUUCAUGGUCAGAGCAUGUGUCCUGCCCUCCCAGGACAGGUUAGCUGUGUCUCAUCCACAACACAGGCUCUAGUUCAAGGGGAAACAGACUGUUCCAUUCCCUGAAGUGUGGUGGGGGGAGGCCCUGUGUGAACACGUUACUGUCCCAGCAAAAUAGUGCUGUUUACAUGGAAAACUGCAGAAAAGAUAACCUUCUUGAUAUAUUUAGUUAAUGACGUGGUUAAUAUAUUUAAGGUUUAAGCCAAAAAAUUAAAACUCAUGUUCCUUAUCCAACUCUCUUUGCUCCACCCUGUCCCCCCUAUUUUCGUCUAGAUUAGGUCUGUCUAUUUACAAGUUUUAAAGACGAGAGGCUUGUUCAGCAAGCGGCCAGCUUUGUUGGCGGUGGCAGGAAUGCACCACUAUCCCCCCUUCUCCUCUCCCUCCCCCUGCCCCUCAUCACACUGGCACAGGGAAACAGACACCAAGGGAAAGAGACGACAGGACCGAAGGGUUUGCCCAACUGUAGCAAUACUUAACUCCUGCAGGCUACUCUCGUUUAUUGCAAUAAAACAGUCUGUCAAUCAAUAAAAUAUAAUAUAAAUGCAGCAAAGAAAAGAGACUAUCAGUACCAAGAACAACUUGUCAAGAAAAAAAAUGUUCCCUAUAUAUAUCUAAUGAAAUUAAAAAUAAAAGAUUAAACCUCUAGAGCUUCCUUCUUGACAGUUUAAAAAGUGAAAAAUAAAGACUUUUAAAAAGCA